This is a messenger RNA of Cryptococcus wingfieldii CBS 7118, 3954 nucleotides long. RefSeq names its product protein transporter SEC31. Bases 1 to 3954 code for a protein of 1317 amino acids. Gene Ontology annotation, biological process: endoplasmic reticulum to Golgi vesicle-mediated transport; intracellular protein transport; COPII-coated vesicle cargo loading. The transcript is spliced from 5 exons. Gene Ontology annotation, cellular component: endoplasmic reticulum exit site; COPII vesicle coat. NCBI's taxonomy places the organism in Eukaryota, Fungi, Basidiomycota, Tremellomycetes, Tremellales, Cryptococcaceae. The record is from RefSeq and is a predicted model, not a curated record. Gene Ontology annotation, molecular function: structural molecule activity; protein binding.
AUGAAGCUCAAGGACAUCUCCCGCACAGCCACCUUCGCCUGGGACGCCAACUCUUCCAACACCCCCCUCCUCGCCACCGCCGCAGUCGCAGGCGCGCUCGACGAGAACUUCAGCAACGAGUCCAAGCUCGAAAUCUGGCAGCCCGACUUUGACAACGUCAACCACCUCAAACUCGCAGACAAGGCCCCUCUCGGAAGCAUCACCGUCAACAGUCGUUUCAAUCGCCUGAGAUGGUCAGCGCCCUUUGGUUCAUAUCAGCUGGGCCUGCUCGCAGCGGGAAUGGAGACUGGUGAAGUGAGCGUGUACGACCCCUCAAAGAUCAUUGCUGGCGCCAGCGCGGACGAGGCGCGCAUCUUGAAGAGUGAAAAGCACGCUGGGGCGGUGGGAGGUCUUGACUGGAACCCCAUACAGAAGAACCUUUUGUUGACUGGCGGAAUCAAUGCUCAAAUCUACAUCUUUGACCUCAACGACAUUGCCAAAGAACCCAUCACUCCUGGCCCCGUCUCCACCAAGUUGGGCGAGAUCACCUCGGUGCAGUGGAAUCCCACUGUUGCUCGCGUCUUUGCCGCGUCUUCAUCUUCUGGAUUUGCAUCCGUGUGGGAUGUGAAAGCACAAAAGGAGAUUGUUAGCCUGCAGUAUGGUGGUGGUGCUGCCAAGGGUAUGGAGACUGUUGGUGGAAUUGCUGGAUUGCAGAUGGGCAAGCGAAGGGGUAUGAGUGAUGUCGUCUGGCACCCUGAGAAUCCUACGCGCCUCAUCACUUCUUCUGAAGACGACGAGUCCCCAAUUAUCAUGCUUUGGGAUCUGCGAAACACUCGUGCGCCCGAAAAGAUCCUCAGCGGACACCAAAAGGGUGUCCUCUCUCUCUCUUGGUGUAAACAAGAUGCCGACCUCCUUCUGUCUUGUGGUAAAGACAACCGCACCCUGUGUUGGAAUCCCGAGUCUGGUGAGGUCAUUGGCGAACUUCCAGUCAGUAACGAUUGGACUUUCCAAACAUCCUGGUGUCCUCGUAAUCCCGACCUCCUCGCUACCGCGUCCUUUGAUGGUCAUAUCGGUAUCCACUCUUUGCAAACUACUAGCGAGCCUCAGCCGAUUACCCAGCAGCUCGAAGAGGGCGCUACGCCCGACGACAUCUUUGGGGCUCUGAGUAACCAGCAGCCUUCCAGCGAGUGUUCGAAUGUCUUGUCAUUGAAGCAAGCCCCAAAAUGGCUCCGUCGACCCGUUUCUGCCACGUUCGGCUUUGGCGGUCUUCUUACGACGACCUCCAACCUCUCGGGGGCCAAUGGGAAGCACCAGUCUGGUGUUGUCCAUCUCCGAACCAUCACCACCGAACAAGCCGUGCUGGAUCGCGCCGAGGCUCUUGACAAGACUAGUGGCGAAACAGAGAAACUCGCCGAAUUCUGCUCAACCAGGGCCAGCGGGCAAGACGAGGCUUGGAAAGCACUCCAGACUCUGUUCAAGGCCAACUCGCGGGACGAGCUCAUCCAGCUGCUCGGAUUCUCCAAGGAGGAAGUGGCCAAGAAGGUGGAAGAGGCUGUAGCCAAAUUCCCCAAUGCCGUCACACUCUCAAAGCCCAAGGAAGAGCCCGUCCCUCCUGUGAUCUCGGUCGAAGAGGAUGGCAAGACGCCGACUGCCGAAAAGACCGAGAGCGAGCUCCUCGACGACGCAAGCGUCAAAUCAGAAGCUGGUGUCGAGAGUCAAAAGGCUGAAGAAAAAUCUGAAUCGGGCUUCUUCAACGAUGAGGCUGGCCCUGGCACACCUGCUGCUGCUGCCGCUGCCGACUUUUUCUCCUCCAUGGCUUCUGGCUCUCUGCGAAACCCCCAACUUGACAACAUUGUUCCCCACAAGUCUGUGACUGUCGACUCUUCCGUUGCUGCAACGGUUGGUAGCCGACCGUCUUCUGUCAGGGAUGAGAUUGUCAAUACCGAGAACACGUUUGAGAUCUACCCCGAAGGCGAGAGUGACGUUGAUAAACUCGUCACUCAGGCUUUGGUCGUCGGUGAUUUCAAGUCUGCCGUCGACUUGUGUCUUGCCUCUGAACGAUUCGCCGACGCACUCCUCUUGGCUGUCCGAGGAGGUCCCGACCUCCUUCACUCUACGCAAAACGCCUAUUUUGCCCAGCAAACAACGUCCCGCCCCUUCCUCCGUGUCUUCCAAUCCAUUGUCACGGAAGACUUGCUUGACAUUGUGCAGAAUGCCGAUUUGAGCGAGUGGAAGGCUGCUUUCGUCGUGCUUUGCACCUUUGCCAAGGACGGAGAGUUUGCAAACCUUGCCGAACAGCUUGGUCAGAGGUUGCAGUUCAGGUGGAGAGUUCUCUCUGGCUCCGACAGCCCAGAGGCAAAGGAGGGGGCUCAGGUCGCCCGACAGGACGCCACCUUGUGCUACUUGGCUGCCCAGAAGCUUGAAAAGGUGAUCUCAAUCUGGCUUGACGAGAUGACCGAGGAGGAAGAGGCUGUCGAGUCCACCCAGUACACCUCUCACGCCCAGGCCCUUCAAUCAUUCAUCGAAAAGGUGUCUGUGUUUAGCGCUGCUACUGGCUACGUUGACGAAGAUCUUGCGACCCCUACCCAGUCCGCCGCCGCCGCCGAGGCUGGUGCUCGCACUUACAAGCUUGCUGGCCUGUACGACAGGUACUACGAGUACGCCGACUUGCUCGCUACUCAGGGCCUGGUGGAUAUUGCUGCCAAGUAUGUCAAGAAGACGCCCGUAGACUACAAAGGCUUUGGUGGAACCGGUGGUUUCGACAAGGCAAGGGAGAGGGUGCUCUGGGCUGCAGAUGAAAAGACGACUGCUGUCAGCUCUAGCAUCGGCCAGUCUUCCAAGGCUGGACCUUCGAGGAGUGCUGGCAGGUACAUCCCUGCUCAGCCUGCUUUCGCUGCUUCAGCGUAUGGUCAGUCUAACGGGCCUUAUGGCGCCCCUGCCCAGCAGCCUACGUACCAGCAAGCUCCUGUCGCGAGCAGGAGCGUCUAUCAGCCUUCCAACGCCUACGCACCUCCUGCUCAACCCACACAGGCUUAUGAGAACAAUCCUUAUGCCCCUGCUCCUUCCUCUUACCAAACCAACGCUCAGAAUCCCUCCGCGCCCAACGGUUACGGAUCUACUCCUUACGGUGUGCCCCAGCAAUCUUACAACCGACCCCAGGUUGUCCCUCCUCCUCCCCGCGUUGGGCAAGCUAGCGGACCCAUCUCUGCUUCCGCGUCUUCUCCUCCUGUUGUCCCCGGAUCUCAGCGAAGGGAUGUGCCUGGCUGGAACGACGCCCCCACUCUGGUACCCAAGCGACCACAGAGCGCAGCCAAGGAAGUGAAGAGUGCCGCCAUCAUGAGCCCCUUCCCCAAUGCCUCGCCUGAUCCUCUCGCGGCUGCCGGUGGUGGCUUGGGUGGUCCUAGUGGUCCAGGUGUCAUGUCGCCGCCCCCGAUGGGUGGUGCCAGAACACCGGUUGGAAUCGCACCACCGCCCAAGGGUGCUAGACCACCCAGUGCUGCUUCCAAGGCCAAGAUCCAGCCUCCUCCCACUGCCCAACAACAGCAGGCGCAACCACAGCCCCAGUAUUCACAGCCUCCCCAACAUCAGCAGCUGUAUCAGCAACCGCCACCCCAGCAACAGCAGCAUUUUGCUCGUCCCCCUCCGGCGCAAGCUGGCCCGCCACCUUCCACUCUUUCCCGCCCUCCUCCGGGAGUUCGAGCUGGGCCUCCUCCCGGAACACUUGCAGGCCCUCCCCCACCUGGAAGGGUGCUCUCUCCGUUGAAUCCAGCCAGAGUAACGUCACCACCUAACAUCUACGGAGCUCAGCAGGGGCAACAGGCGGUGUACGGUCAGCAGGGGCAGAGUCAGGCGAGACCACCACCUCCCCAGUUCGCCAGGCCACCUUCGAGGCCUGCGACUGGUCAAGAAAAAGCUGUCAGACCUCCGCCUCCGGGGUCUAGGCUUGCUGGGCCUCCCCCUCCUGGCAGAUCGUAG